CUGAAGAAAAACAGAGCAUAGAGAAAAACAGAGCAUACUCUGACUAUACCAAACCAAAAACUAAAAAUGGAAUCCCCUGUUUUCCAUUCCCAAACUUCCGAUUUGUCGUCGGAGUCGUCGUUCGGAUCGCUGGAUUCUUUCUCUUGGGAGAGCUUUCAUUUCUCUGCCAAUUCUCUUCCUUUCAAUGAGAACGACUCUGAAGAGAUGCUCCUCUAUGGGCUACUCUCCGAGACUAACCGAGAAACCGUCUCGGGCUCUGUCUGGGAGAACCCGAUAAAGGAGGAAGAGGUGAGCUCGAUGUCGGAGGAAGAGAAUCCGAAGAAGGAGCGGUCGUACCGGGGGGUUCGGAGGCGGCCUUGGGGGAAGUUCGCGGCGGAGAUUAGGGACUCGACACGGCACGGCAUAAGGGUGUGGCUCGGCACGUUCGACAGCGCGGAGGAGGCGGCUUUGGCCUACGACCAGGCCGCGUUUUCGAUGCGGGGACAGUCGGCGAUCCUCAAUUUCCCGGUCGAAACCGUCGAGGAAUCGCUGCGGGAAAUGAACUACGGCCCCGAGGAAGGGUGCUCGCCGGUGGUGGCGCUCAAGAGGAAACACUCAAUGAGAAGAAAAAUUGUGAACAAGAAGAGCAAAGUGACGGAUGUGAGGAUAGACAAUGUGGUGGUUUUUGAAGACUUAGGAGCAGACUACUUGGAAGAACUUUUAUCCACCUCAAUCUAACACACAAGUCCCUCCAAGUCCUUUUUUGGUGAAUCCAAACAUUUUUUUUUUUUUUUUUUUUGGCUGUAUCUUUCUUUUAUUUUAUUUUAUUUUUGUUGUACCCCUGGGGAUUAGCAAGAUAUCCAAAAUUUUUAAAUCUGUUAAAUCCUUUUGCCUUCAUGUAAAUUGUAUCGAGAAGGCAACGAGUUUAUGUAUCCUGGAGCUCGUGGGGGCUGAAUUGUAAGUCUUGAUUAUUUAGUGAGACUCAUGUUGUUUUUA
This is a messenger RNA of Morus notabilis, 975 nucleotides long. Its product is annotated as ethylene-responsive transcription factor 1B. NCBI's taxonomy places the organism in Eukaryota, Viridiplantae, Streptophyta, Magnoliopsida, Rosales, Moraceae. Gene Ontology annotation, molecular function: DNA binding; DNA-binding transcription factor activity. The transcript has a single exon. Bases 67 to 717 code for a protein of 216 amino acids. Gene Ontology annotation, biological process: ethylene-activated signaling pathway; regulation of DNA-templated transcription. The record is from RefSeq and is a predicted model, not a curated record.